This is a messenger RNA of Sinocyclocheilus rhinocerous, 1491 nucleotides long. RefSeq names its product tubulin beta-3 chain-like. The record is from RefSeq and is a predicted model, not a curated record. Gene Ontology annotation, molecular function: GTP binding. NCBI's taxonomy places the organism in Eukaryota, Metazoa, Chordata, Actinopteri, Cypriniformes, Cyprinidae. The transcript is spliced from 4 exons. Bases 49 to 1137 code for a protein of 362 amino acids. Gene Ontology annotation, biological process: microtubule-based process. Gene Ontology annotation, cellular component: microtubule.
UCACGGUCAAGGCUAUUACUGCUCUUUCAACGUGCCAAAUCUAUCAUUAUGCGUGAGAUUGUUCAUCUACAGAUCGGACAGUGUGGGAAUCAGAUCGGCUCAAAGUUCUGGGAGGUGAUCAGUGAUGAACAUGGUAUUAACAGAGCAGGAGCGUAUGAGGGCGACAUGGACCUUCAGCUGGAGAGGGUCAAUGUUUACUUCAAUGAAGCACAUGGGGGCAAAUAUGUUCCAAGAGCAUUGUUAGUGGACCUGGAGCCAGGCACUAUGGACAGCGUGAGGGGCAGUCACAUAGGACAGCUCUUCAGACCGGAUAACUAUAUACACGGUGAGCCAACCAUCACCUACAUUAAAGACAUUUUAUUUUGGUACCAUAUGGAAAUAAGAAUAUUCUUAAAGCUCCAACCCCACUUGGUAUCCCUCACCAUGAGCGGGGUCACGACCUCCCUUCGCUUCCCAGGUCAACUGAACGCUGACCUUCGGAAGCUGGCCGUCAAUAUGGUGCCCUUCCCGCGUCUCCAUUUCUUCAUGCCUGGUUUCGCUCCUCUCACUGCACGCGGUAGCCAACAAUACCGUGCCAUAACGGUGCCCGAGCUCACCCAGCAGAUGUUCGACGCCCGAAAUAUGAUGACCGCGUGCGACCCACGUCGAGGACGCUAUCUGACAGUCGCAGGCAUUUUCCGUGGUCGCAUGUCCACUAAAGAGGUCGAUGAGCAGAUGCUCGCCAUUCAACAGAAGAACAGCAAUUACUUCGUAGAUUGGAUCCCUCACAACGUCAAAGUGGCCGUUUGUGACAUCCCACCACGAGGCCUCAAAAUGUCCUCCACCUUCAUCGGAAACAACACCGCCAUCCAGGAGAUAUUCAAGCGCAUUGGAGAGCAGUUCACGCUCAUGUUUCGACGCAAGGCCUUCCUGCAUUGGUACACGGGGGAGGGCAUGGAUGAGCUGGAGUUCACCGAGGCCGAGAGCAACAUGAAUGAUUUGGUUUCAGAGUACCAGCAAUAUCAGGAUGCCACCGCCGAAAUGGAUUACGAUGCAGAAGAUGAAGUGACAGAAGAGGAGGGUCUGUCAUCAACAGCACUCAGCACUCGAGUGGAGAUUAAGACUGAGGUGGUCACUGAAACUUCUGUUAGUGAAUGACGCGUGGGCUUUAGUGAAUAUGACAAGAGUGGAUCUGAUUGUGUAAAGAGUGAGAACAUUCAGUGACCCCAAAAAGUAUUUAGACACUUAAGAUACAGUUAAAAUUAAUAUAGGAAUUACAUUGCGUUAGAAAAAAUGCUUGGUUUGAAAGGUGUGCUUUUUAAAUGAAACUUUUUUUUUAUUUUUUAUUUUUGUAAUUCAAUGACAAUGUGCCUUAAGUGUUCAAAUACUAUUUGGAGCCACUGUUCAUGGCAAACUGUGAAAUAUUUCUGACCUCCAGGAUGAUGAAUUACACAAAUUUAAAUAGGAUAUGGAGUCAAAAUUCAAAUAUAAUUUUCUAAUCUUUGCUAUAUA